Messenger RNA from Hippopotamus amphibius kiboko, 2885 nucleotides. RefSeq names its product netrin G2 (gene NTNG2). Bases 534 to 2129 code for a protein of 531 amino acids. The transcript is spliced from 8 exons. NCBI's taxonomy places the organism in Eukaryota, Metazoa, Chordata, Mammalia, Artiodactyla, Hippopotamidae. The record is from RefSeq and is a predicted model, not a curated record.
AUUGGGAACUGAAGUCUCACAAACUUCCUAAUAAGUUGCCGCUGGCUACCAGCCAAGGCCGGAGGGUUGUUUUGCAGUUGUGUUGAGCACAUCACACAUUAAGGGCCCUUUAAAGACCUGGAUUGAUUGGAAGGACAAAAAUUAAAAGCAGUCUGAUCCGGCCUCAUGCCAGGUCCCUGCGGAUUUUCUGCCUAUCCCAUUUCCAUCCACUGUCACAAUUUGAGAGUCUGCCUGAUUUGAUCAGAUUCACCUCUGGGAGAGGUGUGAUGUCAAGGUUAGGAGGACGCCAAGUUGUGGGCCACUUCUUGAUCUACCCAUCAGCAGUGUGAGAAAUGCUGGCUCUGAGUUUUCCGUAUCAGCCUCUUGGAAAAGACAAGUUCCUCGCUGUUUGCAACCUGGCAGAGUCCCUGGGACAUCCGGCCUCCGUCGCCUGGUAGAUGUGGCUUUUCCAUGCGGAGGCUGCGAGUCCCUCCUGACCCAGUCGCUGCCUCUCCGGGCCCUCUCUGGGCCGCGCCCCUGGGGACUGCGCCGCCAUGCUGCACCUGCUGGCUCUUUUCCUGCACUGCCUCCCACUGGCCUCUGGGGACUACGACAUCUGCAAAUCCUGGGUGACCACGGAUGAAGGCCCCACCUGGGAGUUCUAUGCCUGCCAGCCCAAGGUGAUGCGCCUGAAGGAAUAUGUCAAGGUGAAGGUGGAGCCCUCAGGCAUCACGUGCGGAGACCCCCCUGAGAGAUUCUGCUCCCACGAGAACCCCUACCUGUGCAGCAACGAGUGUGACGCGUCCAACCCAGACCUGGCCCACCCGCCCCGACUCAUGUUCGACAGGGAGGACGAGGGCCUGGCCACCUACUGGCAGAGUGUCACGUGGAGCCGCUACCCCAGCCCGCUGGAGGCCAACAUCACCCUCUCGUGGAACAAGAGCGUGGAGCUGACGGAUGACGUGGUGGUGACCUUCGAGUACGGCCGGCCCACUGUCAUGGUCCUGGAGAAGUCGCUGGACAACGGGCGCACGUGGCAGCCCUACCAGUUCUAUGCAGAGGACUGCAUGGAGGCCUUUGGCAUGCCUGCCCGCAGGGCCCGUGACCUGUCGGCGUCAGGUGCCCACCGGGUGCUGUGCACGGAGGAGUACUCGCGCUGGGCUGGCUCCAAGAAGGAGAAGCACGUGCGCUUCGAGGUGCGGGACCGCUUCGCCAUCUUCGCGGGCCCCGACCUGCGCAACAUGGACAACCUGUACACGCGGCUGGAGAGUGCCAAGGGCCUCAAGGAGUUCUUCACCCUCACCGACCUGCGCAUGCGGCUGCUGCGCCCAGCGCUGGGAGGCACCUACGUGCAGCGGGAGAACCUCUACAAGUACUUCUAUGCCAUCUCCAACAUCGAGGUCAUGGGCAGGUGCAAGUGCAACCUGCACGCCAACCUGUGCUCUGUGCGCGAGGGCAGCCUGCAGUGCGAGUGUGAGCACAACACCACGGGCCCCGACUGCGGCAAGUGCAAGCGGAGCUUCCGCGCGCGAUCCUGGCGGGCCGGCUCCUACCUGCCGCUGCCCCAUGGCUCUCCCAAUGCGUGUGCCGCCGCAGGCUCCGCCGUUGGCAACUGCGAGUGCUACGGCCACUCCAAUCGCUGCAGCUACAUCGACUUCCUGAACGUGGUGACCUGCGUCAGCUGCAAGCACAACACACGAGGCCAGCACUGCCAGCACUGCCGUCUGGGCUACUACCGCAACGGCUCUGCAGAGCUGGACGACGAGAACGUGUGCAUCGAGUGUAACUGCAACCAGAUCGGCUCCGUGCACGACCGGUGCAACGAGACCGGCUUCUGCGAGUGCCGCGAGGGCGCGGCGGGGCCCAAGUGCGACGACUGCCUCCCCACGCACUACUGGCGCCAGGGCUGCUACCCCAACGUGUGCGACGACGACCAGCUGCUGUGCCAGAACGGCGGCACCUGCGUGCAGAACCAGCGCUGCGCCUGCCCGCGCGGCUACACCGGCGCGCGCUGCGAGCAGCCCCGCUGCGACCCCGCCGCCGACGACGGCGGCCUGGACUGCGACCGCGCGCCCGGGGCCGCCCCGCGCCCCGCCACCCUGCUCGGCUGCCUGCUGCUGCUGGGGCUGGCCGCCCGCCUGGACUGCUGAGCCCCGCGCAGGACCCCCGGCCGGGGGGUGGGGCCCCGUCCGCGCGCCCCGCCGCGCCCCGCGCCCGGGGACCCGGGGGACCCGGGGUCCGGCGUCCGAGGCCCGGCGGCGAGAAGGGUGCGGCCCGAGCUGCUCCCAGGUGCUACUCAGCAGAGUCCUCCCGCCCCGUCCCCCCCAAGUGGCACCUGCCUCCGCCCCGGCUCUGCAGCAGGGAAUGCUGUGGGGUCCUGGCCCCAGCGGCCUGCGAUUUUGGUCUUAGUUUUUCUUUUCUAUCACCCACCACCCGUCUCCUUUUUUUUUUUUUUUUGCUGGCGGUGAGACAGGGGGUGGGGAGAUGCGCCGCUCACCCCGACAUCCCCGGCGUCCUGCCCCCUGCCCCCCACCACACACACGACUGUUGCAGACACCCCCUGCGCCUGUCCCUGGCUCACCAUCAGCCAGGGGACCUGAAAAUCCAGUUGCCUACAACUCUAGUCGCUGACUUGAUUCUCUUUUCUAUUCUUUCUUCGUUUUCCUUUGCAACCCACCAGACCCCAGGCCUUUCCAGAGGCCUGGUGACCAAGGAGCUCAGCUGUCUGGGGGAAGGGAGUUAGGAAGGAGGGUUGGGAGGGCUGGAAACUUCCUUUUGUAGGGAACUAUUUUUGUUUGUAUUAACUGCCCCUACAAGGAAGGACCUGAGCGGGGCCGCUGGUCACCACGGUGGGUGGUUGAUGGUGUAUAAUCUGACAGUAAAGAAUCUGCUCACUGCUGCCUCCA